AUCAAAUAGCAAGAAGUAUUCGCAUUGCUGACACCCCCACACUCCAUACUCUUAAAGUGACCGUGUUUCACCAAUAAUAGUGUUGAAAAUUCUGUUACGAUAUAUGGACAUCGUAAUAUAAUUUUGGGAAACUUAUCUGUCUUCGCGAUUCGUUUGGUACUUGGCUGAAAAUCUGUUCAAGAUUCAAGAUGGGCAGAUUCAAGAAUCGAAGAUCAAGAAUCGAAUCGAAGAUCAAGAAUCGAAGACGAGGACGAGAUUCGGCAUACCGAAACUUCGUCAUGACUGUGUUAUCAAGAUUGGCUGUUACAACAUUCAGGCACUCGAAUGGUGUUUUAUUUAGGGGACUUGGAAGAGGAGGCCCACCUCCUGGCCACAUAUUUAGAGGGUUACGUCAGCCUCGGAGAGCUAACAGAAAAGGUGGUAUGAAUUUGGCUCCAGAGUCAGGCCUAGAAAUGCCAAAUGAGCACAAUAUGGGACCAGGAUUAUUAAAGAGUAUUUUAUUUGCAGCAGGAUUUUGUGGUACAACAUUUGUUGGGGUUAGUAUAUGGCAGUAUGAAUCUUUAAGGGAAGAAGCAGAGAGAAACUCUUGGUCAAGAUGGGCCAAUCAGCAGUGGAAUUCACUGGAAGGCUGGCAACACAAAGAGGGAGGGUUUCGACAAGAAAUCAACAGAUUAUGGAACAGUCUUAAUGAAGGGCAAAAAGUGUUUUGGCCUAUAUGCUUUCUCAAUGCUGUUGUGUAUGGUUGCUGGAACAAUCUCUCUUUACGAUCAACAAUGUUUAGGUACUUUUGCUCUAACCCAGCAGCUCGUGCUGUAUGCUGGCCCAUGUUUUUAUCAACAUUCAGUCAUUAUGCAUUUUUCCAUUUUGCUAUAAACAUGUAUGUACUCCAUAGCUUUAGUACUGGUGUUACUUCGUCAUUAGGUAAAGAACAAUUUUUAGGUAUGUAUCUUUGUGGUGGAGUUAUAUCUUCACUAGCAAGUCAUGCCUUUAAAGUUGCUUCCCGAUGUCCAGGGCCAUCACUAGGUGCUUCAGGUGCUAUUAUGGCACUUCUUGGUUACUUCUGUACAACUCAUCCAAAUGCACAGCUUGGUAUAGUAUUUCUGCCAGGCUUUACAUUUUCAGCAGAUACUGCAAUAAAAAGCGUCAUGUGCUUAGAUGCUGUAGGUAUGGCUCUUGGUUGGCGUAUGUUCGAUCAUGCUGCUCAUCUUGGUGGGGCACUGUUCGGGGUGUUAUAUGCAUACUUUGGUCCACGAUACAUUUGGCCCAAAAGUGAACCUCUGAUGAGGCAGUGGCAUGAAGUUAGAACUGAAUUGUCAGAGAAAAUAGAAGGAAAACCAACUAAGGAUUAGAUUUCUCAAUUAAUUGAUGUGCAUGAAGGCUGUGUAAGUGAAGUGAUUGACACUACUAGUAGUAUCAUAAUACAUAAGUGUUUUUGAUCAGUUUGUUACUGUGCUUCUCCCAGGGAAAUAAGAAGAUGGCAGACAUAAGUAAUGACAGAAUUUCAUAUGGUUCAUAUGGUGUUGCACAUAGUGUAAAUAGUGUUAUGUGAGAUAAUUGUGUAAAUACAGUAUGUCGACUGUUAUGAAGGUGCUUUACAGCAGUACUGAAAAUUUUUAAAUGUGAUCAAUAAAGUUAAAGGUACAAUUACCUUCACAGUAAGUGGAAUGUUUAAUGAUUUUUAUGUAAAUACAGUGUCAUCAUGUAGAAACAUGGUGGAUUUCAUAUUUAAUAUUAAUGGGGUAAUUUCGAGUACAUUUGUCACUGGUUUAUAUGAAUGCAUGAAAUCUAUUUAUAUUUUGUUAGAUUAUAUAGUUUCACUUUCUUUCUAUUAUGAAUAAAACUUUUCUCUUUUA
This is a messenger RNA of Macrobrachium nipponense, 1853 nucleotides long. RefSeq names its product presenilin-associated rhomboid-like protein, mitochondrial (gene rho-7). The transcript has 2 exons. NCBI's taxonomy places the organism in Eukaryota, Metazoa, Arthropoda, Malacostraca, Decapoda, Palaemonidae. The record is from RefSeq and is a predicted model, not a curated record. Gene Ontology annotation, cellular component: membrane. Gene Ontology annotation, molecular function: serine-type endopeptidase activity. Bases 189 to 1349 code for a protein of 386 amino acids.